GGACGGCUGUCAGCAAGUACGAAAACUUGCAAGCCAACUACAAGGACACGAUGGCGGUCGUCCUGCAUGCCGAGGGCGGCGACCUCAGGAAGGUCACGAGGAUCCCUAAGUCGGAGGCGGAGCUAGUGGAGCUUCACGUUGAGGAGGAGAAGUUCAAGAGGUGCACAACAAAGUACGGCGGCGGUGAAGGAAACGAACGAGAGGAAUAUGGGCGGUGGGAACGACAUCCGACACGGAUGCAGAAGCUAUGUAGUUCAUUUCUGCACAUGGAUCAGGGGGUGUUACUUAUCGGAACGCCACAUGCUGGACUUCUGUGGGAGCUUCUGCGCGCGGGCUAUCAUGUUUUUGCAUGCGACGGAUCAUCUAAAGACAUCUCGUACAUGACAAAGGCCAUCGACAUUCUUGGGAAGGACGCAAGAAAUGAUUGCACGGUUGAAAGGCAGAAGAUGGCGCAGCGCCCGGAUAGAGAUAUGUACCACAAGCUGGGCAAGAAGAGAAACAAGAUGUGGGACUAUCUGUUCCAAGGCCAACCCAAAUCGCCAUUUGAGAAUGACUACAUAAUUCGCAAAGCGAUGACACAGGAAGAGUAUGGUGGCUACCAUAAAGCGCAGGUGGGUGCGUUUGCAAUGUUCGUGGCGAGAUGUGAACAAAUAAGGUUCGGAGCCAAUCAGGCUACGCUGUCGUAUGAUGAGUACAACAAAAUUGCCAAAACAACCGAUUCAUGGAAUCCGAUAGAGAGCGACGAGGAGACCGAAACAUCGGACCUUGAAAUCGAAGAGCGAGUGAAACGUUUGCGAGAGGGAAUGCAGAGUGUGCCAGCAUGCAGCGUGCCGAACGCGAAUCGAGAAGAAGGUCGCACGAAAUCGGGAGGUGCGAGCAGUCCAAUGCGUGACGUGACCGACAGGGCGAGUUCCGUUGAACAGAUGCAAACGGAUUCGCCUACGCCCCUCCAAGCACUUGAUAAUACAUUGAUUCAUGACAAUCGUCACUGUCUCCUGGGGAGGCAUCGCACUCUUCAAGGAAACACGGAACACAACAUGAUGGCAGACGACGAUGAGGAUGACUUGGCGGUUCCAGAUGCACUUCCAAGGCUGAUGCCUGGUGAUGAUAUUCCCAAUCGCAUUGUGCAGACCAUCGAUUGGAAGAUCGAACUUCCUGCAUGUCAAGGCAUCGAGACAAUCCAGUUGGGAUGCUCACAGCUUGGGGGCCAAUUGACGACGCACUUUGCUGCCAGUGUCGGGGAAGCGAUGAGUCAAACUAAUGUCAAGAUAAUGGGGGUGGACAAGGGAACACGGAAUGUCGAUAAAGAUCCUUCGAACGUUGCAUCGUACGGGCCACCUCUAUUAACUCAGGCGGAAAACCAGAGUGCAUCGCAGAUGGAGAGCCCCACUCCUUCCACAAACGUGGCAAUUUCAGAUCGAAUGCAACAAGGUGGGUAUGGAGAACAUGCAAGUGAGGUGCAAAAAGAUUCCGAUAAGAUGAUGAAACUGUUGGAUGAGGCGGAGAAGGAUGGGAAGAGGAAGCUUGAGGGAUCAACCACGUCCCAAACAGUGAUUAAUUGUAUAUCGUUAAGCGAUGAAGGGGUAGACGUACAUGUACAGAGGCAUGAUGACAAUGAGGAUGUAAGGGAUAAUGUCGAUGAACAGAAGGAAGUGGAUGACGGAGGUCGACCUGCGAGACGGUCGACAAGAGAAAUAAAGAAAAGACACCCGGUUAAUGUGUAGAUAUAUGCAGAGGCUGAGUCCGGGUUGGUGCAACACUCUGUGUAUGUGUGUUAGUGCUUGUACGCAACUCGGAUAAAUAUUUUAGGCGAUA
Messenger RNA from Chara braunii, 1815 nucleotides. NCBI's taxonomy places the organism in Eukaryota, Viridiplantae, Streptophyta, Charophyceae, Charales, Characeae. The record is from the annotation of a GenBank genome assembly.